This is a messenger RNA of Acanthopagrus latus (yellowfin seabream), 3920 nucleotides long. RefSeq names its product probable ATP-dependent RNA helicase DHX35. Gene Ontology annotation, cellular component: intracellular anatomical structure; catalytic step 2 spliceosome. The transcript is spliced from 21 exons. Gene Ontology annotation, molecular function: ATP binding; RNA binding. The record is from RefSeq and is a predicted model, not a curated record. The coding region runs from base 94 to 2193 and encodes 699 amino acids. NCBI's taxonomy places the organism in Eukaryota, Metazoa, Chordata, Actinopteri, Spariformes, Sparidae.
CGACGAAAACCCAGAUCAUGACGUCAGCUACAAAGUAAAAAAAAAAAAAAAAAAGAAGAAGAAGAAGAAAAAAUAUGUGACGUAGUAGCCAAGAUGGCGGCUCCCCUUUCCACGAUGAAAUUUUGGAAGCCGGGCGCCGAGGCUCCGGGGAUCUCCGAGGAGCGGGAGCUGAACACAGAGACCACCGGCUCCCCCAUCAUCUUCAACCCGCACACCGCCCUCUCCAUAGAGAAGCAGCGACAGAAACUCCCCGUUUUCAAGCACAGAAACAACAUCUUAUACUUGGUGGAGAGCUUCCAGACUGUCAUUAUAGUUGGUGAGACAGGAUGUGGAAAGACAACACAGAUACCUCAGUACCUGAUGGAGGCCGGCUGGGCGGCCGAGGGGAAGGUGAUUGGAGUGACACAGCCUCGCCGUGUGGCUGCUAUCUCUGUAGCUAACCGUGUGGCAGAGGAGCGGGGGGCCCUGCUGGGACAUGAGGUGGGCUACACCAUCCGAUUUGAUGACUGCUCUGAUCCCCACGCCACAAGAAUCAAGUUCCUUACAGAUGGCAUGCUGGUGCGGGAGAUGAUGGCUGAUCCUCUUUUGAAAAAGUACAGUGUGUUGAUGCUAGAUGAAGCACAUGAGAGAACCCUGUAUACAGACAUCGCCAUCGGCCUACUGAAGAAGAUUCAGAAGAAGCGGCGAGACCUGAGGCUGAUUGUGGCCUCUGCCACUCUGGAUGCCAAGAAAUUCCACGACUUCUUCAACCUGAACGAGUCCGGAGAUCCCAACAAGGACACGUGUGGAAUUCUGACGGUGGAGGGACGCACCUUUCCAGUGGACGUCUUCUACACCGUCAGUCCAGUCCCGGACUACGUGAAGGCAACAGUGGAGACGGUGCUGAAGAUCCACGAGACGGAGGAUGACGGAGAUGUCCUGGCUUUUCUAACUGGGCAGGAGGAGGUGGAGAAAGUGGUGUCCCUCCUCCAGGAGCAGGCCAGGACUCUGUCACGAUACGGCAUGAAGAAACACCUGAGAAUUUUGCCCAUGUACUCUGGACUACCAUACGCUGAGCAGAUGAAGGUCUUUGAGAGGGCUCCCUCCUCUGUUCGCAAGGUUGUGGUGGCCACUAACAUAGCUGAGACCUCCAUCACCAUAAAUGGCAUUGUAUUUGUCAUCGACUGUGCGUUUGUGAAGCUGCGGGCCUAUAAUCCUCGCACUGCCAUUGAAUCGCUGGUGGUUACUCCCAUCUCCAAGGCUUCAGCCAGCCAGAGGGCUGGGAGAGCUGGGCGAAACCGACCUGGGAAAUGCUUCAGGCUGUACACGGAGGAGGACUUUGAGAAACUGCCUGCCUCUACUGUGCCAGAGAUGCAGCGCACCAAUUUGGCUCCUGUCAUCCUGCAGCUUAAAGCAUUAGGCAUUGACAACGUGCUGCGGUUCAGCUUCCUUUCUCCUCCUCCAGCUCAGACGAUGGUUCAGGCACUAGAGCUGCUCUACGCUCUGGGAGGUCUGGACCAUUACGGCCAUUUGACUGAUCCCAUGGGUGUGCGGAUGGCAGAGUUUCCUCUCAGCCCCAUGUUUGCCAAGAUGCUCCUGGAGUCAGGAAACUUUGGCUGCUCCAAAGAGAUUGUCACCAUUGCGGCAAUGAUGCAGAUUCAGAAUAUAUUUGUUGUGCCGCCCAAUCAGAAGAAAGCUGCUGCCCGAGAGCACAGGAAAUUUGCAGUGGCUGAGGGAGACCACCUCACCAUGCUGAAUGUGUAUGAAGCAUUCAUUAAGCACCAGAAGAGCUCCCAGUGGUGUCAGGAACACUUCCUCAAUUACAAGGGUCUGCUGCGGGCUGUGACUGUACGAGAGCAACUCCGGCGUCUCAUGAACAAGUUUAAGGUACCACGGACUUCCAGUGAAGGUGACCCUGAUGUGAUCUUGAAGUGCAUUGUAUUAGGAUUUUUCGCUAAUGCAGCCCGCAUUCACCAUUCUGGUUCCUAUCGGACUUUAAGAGAUGAUCGUGAGCUUCACAUCCAUCCCAACUCUGUGCUAUUUGGGGAGAAACCUCCAAAAUGGGUUGUUUUCAAUGAAGUGGUGCAGACGGCUAAAUACUACAUGCGUGAUGUGACUGCUGUAGAGUCGUCCUGGUUGGUUGAGUUGGCCCCUCACUUUUACAAGCAGGCCAAGCAUGGUUCACUGGCAAGCAAGAGGUCCCGGGUCCUCUAAAUCUCGCCUUCAUUUCACCACGACCGGAAGACUUGUUGAACUAAAAGGAGAAAACCCAUCUCAGUUUGCCACUGUGCUCCCCCCUUCCCCCUCCAUUUUAUUGUAUAUAAAGAUGUAAAAUAUAUUUGUUGUCCAUAUUCACCCGCACAACCCCACUACACUAUGUGGCCAUGCUAAAAUGGGAUCAUUGACAUUAACAAGUGUGACUUGCUUCAUUUGAAAGCGUCCGUCUUACGCUUUGGCAGGGAUUUAUAUUUGAUUUGUGAGAGUAAAUGGUGAUGAAUGUGAGAUGAGAUCGGGCUGUGCCUGAUGAGUGUCCAUUCAAGUGUGGUCAUGUAGUUCAUUCAUACUUGUACAUAGUCAGAGCAGGCUCAGGUCCAGGGAACGGCUCAGGUGCCACAGGCCCGUGCACACCUGGUUCUUUGCUUCAUUAUUUUUUUAAUAGCUGUAUUUUCCUGUUACAUGAUAACUAAUGGAAGACACUGGAAUGUGAGGAUGUUUCCCUUUGAGAGACGAAUGGCUUUUUUUUUUUUUUUUCUCCCUUUAGUUAUUUCUUUCCCCUCAUAGCCUGGGUGCCUUUUAUGUUUUGAAUUCAUUUAACUUAUUUCAUUUCCUGUUUAGAUUUGAGUUCUCAAACUUUCUGUACCUUCAUACAGAAUGUAGUGAUAUAUAUAUUUUCAGGAAAUUUGGUGCAGAAGGAAAUACAUUUCUUUAUUUUUCGGUGAGCCUCAGAUCCUACAUCCUAAAAUGAUACUGUGAAAAGACGGCUUUACUUUUUGAUCAUUGUUUUCUGAUCUGUAUUGCCACUUAACUACAGUCUAGCUCAGACAUAGUGGCCUUGUCACCACUCUGUGCCAGUUUUUCUUUAUCAGCCUAGUUCACAUUUCAUUUUCAGGUGGAAUGUGUAAACGCACCCAAGCAUUGUAAAUGAAAAGCUGUGAAAUCAAAACUAAAAAGUGCCAUUUGUUCCUGUGAUGACACACAGUGCAUUCAGACGUGCAUCUAAAGCCUCAAAGAAACAGUAGCAUUUAUUCGAUUUCAGCAAUCUCUUUGGCCAUCCUAAUUGCUUCUCCUUUAACUGUUUGUCUCCGUUCAAGCAAAACAGUAUUUGUGCUUUUUUCCCCCUGUUAUUGUCAACACCAUCUACCUGGAGAGUUACAAAAUGGCCAGUUAUUUGUGAUUUCCGUGAUCCAUUCCAUAACAGCUACAUGUGCUCUACAUUUCUGCUUUUGUUUUUAUUUGUACUUUGUUGUUUUUGGCCCCGAAAGCGUAAGCGAGCAGUAUAUUGUUCAAGGUUUGUCAUUUCACCAGUAAGGUCACUGUCACCAAAAUUUACUUCUGCCUGCAUGGUUUGUCAUUUAUCUUGUUCUUGGGGUUACUACCACUGUAGAUUCAGUGAAACUGUAAUCAAACCGCAGAACAACACAUCACACCGUAGCUAGGUAAACCAACUCCAAUUAGAUGGAUAUACAAAUGAGGUACCUUUGCAUGUAAUAAUGGUACUCUGAUGUAGACCUAUAGACUUAACAUCAUCUCCUAGACUUAUUGCAAAUGAAAACAUUCGCGAGAUGACUUGUUUAUCCUCAUUUGUGCUGAUACUCUUGAGUAUGUAUGCAGCCAAAGCAGUAAUCUGUAGACCUGUGUAAUUGCUCACCACUGAGAUUCAAAUUGUCACCUGUCAUUCCUUCCUCACAUCCUCAAAUAAAGCCUUAUUGUCAUGCACCAAG